Panicum hallii is the source of this 2044-nucleotide messenger RNA. Its product is annotated as cytochrome P450 94C1-like. Gene Ontology annotation, molecular function: iron ion binding; oxidoreductase activity, acting on paired donors, with incorporation or reduction of molecular oxygen; heme binding. NCBI's taxonomy places the organism in Eukaryota, Viridiplantae, Streptophyta, Magnoliopsida, Poales, Poaceae. The record is from RefSeq and is a predicted model, not a curated record. The transcript has a single exon. The coding region runs from base 107 to 1684 and encodes 525 amino acids.
GAGCAGCCGAGCACUCAGCACACGAGCCUAGAGCGCCCCUCAGACGCACGCGCGCGAGAACAGAGCAAACGGGGUAGAGAGCCCAGCAGGGAAACUGCUCUUCGUCAUGGGCGCGGACACAGCCGCGCUGCACGUCGCGGUCCACGCCCUGGCGAGCUCCCUGCAGCCGCAGGUGGUGGCCGCCGUCUUCUUCGCCUCGGCCGCGUGCAUGGUGGCCCUGGCCGUCCUACUGGCCUCGCUGCGGCUGCGGCCGCCGUGGUGGUGCGCGUGCGCGGUGUGCGAGGCGUACGUGACGGCGUCGUGGGCGGGGGAGUUCGACAACCUCUGCGACUGGUACGCGCACCUCCUGCGCCGCGCGCCGGGGCGGACCGUGCACGUGCACGUGCUCGGCAACGUGCUCACCGCCAACCCGGCCACCGUCGACCACAUGCUGCGCGGCCGCUUCGACAACUACCCCAAGGGAGCCCCCUUCUCCGCCAUCCUCGCCGACUUCCUCGGCCGCGGGAUAUUCAACGUCGACGGCGACUCGUGGCUCUUCCAGCGCAAGCUCGCCGCGGCCGAGCUCGCGUCCCCGGCGCUGCGCUGCUUCGCGGCGGGCGUCGUGGCCUCCGAGCUGCGGUGCCGCCUCAUCCCUCUGCUUCACUCCGCAUCCAGCGGCGGCGGCGGCGAGAGGCUGCUUGACCUCCAGGAUGUGUUCCGUCGCUUUGCCUUCGACUGCAUAUGCAGGAUCUCGUUCGGCCUCGACCCCGGCUGCCUCGAGCUCUCGCUGCCGAUGUCCGCGUUCGCGGACGCCUUCGACACGGCCUCCAUGCUCUCUGCGCGCCGCGCGACGGCGCCCAUGCACGUGUUCUGGAAGCUGAAGCGGUUGCUCAACGUCGGGGAGGAGCGGGAGCUCCGCGACGCGAUCCGCCUCGUCGACACGCUCGCCGCGGAGGUCAUCCGGCAGCGCCGGAAGCUCGGCACCGCCGACUCGGGCGACGACCUACUGUCGCGCUUCAUGGGCUCUAUCAACGACGACAAGUACCUCCGCGACAUCGUCGUGAGCUUCAUGCUCGCCGGCCGCGACACCGUCGCCUCAGGCCUCACCGCCUUCUUCUUGCUGCUGUCCGACCACCCCGACGUGGCCACCGAGAUCCGGGACGAGGUCUCCCGCGUCGCCGGAGGCAGAGACGGCCACCCCGCAGCCGCCACCUCCGAGGAGCUCAAGGACAUGCACUACGUGCACGCGGCGCUGUACGAGUGCAUGCGGCUAUUCCCACCGGUGCAGUUCGACUCCAAGUUCGCCGCCGGCGACGACACGCUCCCGGACGGCACGUUCGUCGCCCGGGGCACCCGGGUAACCUACCACGCCUACGCCAUGGGCCGCAUGGAGUCCGUCUGGGGCCCCGACUGCGCCGAGUUCCGCCCGGAGCGCUGGCUCCGCGACGGCCGGUUCGUGCCGGAGAGUCCCUACCGGUAUCCGGUCUUCCAGGGCGGCGUGCGUGUCUGCGUCGGCAAGGAGCUCGCCAUCAUGGAGAUGAAGUCCGUCAUCGUCUCCGUCGUGCAGAGCUUCGACAUCGAGGCGGUCGGCCGGAGCUCCCACCGGCCCAAGUUCGCACCAGGCCUUACCGCCACAUUCGCUGGGGGAGUGCCGGUCAGAGUGCGCCGGCGAGCUCGUGCCAGCGCGCUCCGACCGCCGAGCUAACGCCACCACACGGGCACGCGCGAAUUUCUGGCCGUACUCUUCUGCUUUGAAACAGAGGAUUAGAUUACAUUCUUGACGCCGUGAUCUAUGUGUUAUUCGCGACGACCGCACAGUUUGGCGAGUGCGCUGGGUUCUUGCCUCCACUGGAGUCCGGAGAUUCCCCCGGUAGGUCAUGACACAGCGGAUUAGUCUAAUCUGAUGCCCGACGGCACUUGUUCUCGCACAUGGGAAAAAGGGGCGGCUUAAAGUCGACUCUGCAUGUCAGCAUGUGUGCUAUUCUUUCCAACUUCAAAGCAGAACUGUUGAAAAGAAAAAUUUGCAGAUUCAAAGUUGCAGAAUGCACAUCUAGAUGUUCUUUCU